CCCCCGGGAGUUUUUGGUCUAGGGCCACCGGGGCCGCGGGGCGGGGGGUGUCGCCGGGAGAGCACGGGAGCGGGGGGGAGCGCCGGCCGCCCUGCAUGGCCAGGGAUUAUGAGCGCCGGUGAGUUGCAGCAGGCGCAGCCCAGAGCCUCGGCGCCGGCGGCCGCCCCCGCGCCCCCGCAGCCCCGCAGCGCGCAGGAAGCCCCCGACAUGGCCGUGUACUGCAGCGAGAACUUCAGCGUCUACCCCCAGCCCAGCCUUCACCCGCCCGGCGCCGCCGCUGCCGCCGCCGCGGCCGCCGCCGCCGCUGCCGCCGCCGCCGCCUCCUCGGGGCAGCGGGCGGGCGGGUACGCGCUGGGGGACUACGGGGCUCCCGCCAACGCCGGCUACCUGUGGGGCAUGAACAGCCCCGCGCCCUACCUGCAGGGCCCGCCCGGCGCCGCCGCCGCCGCCGCCGCGCCCUUCUUGCCGCCCGCCUCGUACGGCUGCUCGCGGGGCGGGCAGCUCGUGGGCUCGCCCCCGGCGCCCGGCUCGCCGUCGGCGGGCGGCGCGGAGCUGAGCUGGCUGAGCCUGGCCAGCCAGGAGGAGCUGCUGAAGCUGGUGCGGCCGCCCUACUCGUACUCGGCGCUGAUCGCCAUGGCCAUCCAGAGCGCGCCCGAGAGGAAGCUCACCCUCAGCCACAUCUACCAGUACGUGGCCGAGAACUUCCCCUUCUACAAGCGCAGCAAGGCCGGGUGGCAGAACAGCAUCCGCCACAACCUCAGCCUCAACGACUGCUUCCGCAAGGUGCCCCGCGACGAGGACGACCCCGGGAAGGGAAACUACUGGACCUUAGAUCCCAACUGUGAGAAGAUGUUUGACAACGGGAACUUCCGCCGCAAACGCAAGCGGCGCUCCGAGCCCAACGCGCCCGCGGCCGCCUCUGCGGCCUCCUCUCUGGGGGGCCUGAAGGCCGAGGAAGAGCGACCCAUCCCAGCCACAGGCAAACCAUGUGGAAACAGCCCACCCCCAGAGCUGGACCCCUCACCCUCUGCCAGGGACCAUCCCAAAAGCUCCUCUCCCUCCAGUAUCAUUUCAUCCACGCCCAGCUGUCUCAGCACCUUCUUCAGCGGCAUGAGCUCCCUGAGCGGCGGAGGCAGCCGGCUGACGGGGGGUCUCAGUGGUGACCUGCAUCACAGGAACUUCUCUGCUGGACAGCUGAGCAGUGGCACUUUCACCCCUUCCAGCAGCUCUUCUCAGGAGGUGCCUUCCCCAGACCAGCUGCAGCGGGUUGCAGGACCUUCCCCUGCCUACUACAGCUCCUUCCACCCCAGCAGCGGCAGCCAGGGAGCCCAGUACAACCACUACUACAACUUCACAGUCAACAGCCUCAUCUACACACGGGAUGGGACAGAGGUGUAGGGCUGGGGCAGCCAGCCAGCGCUGCAAAGGGAAAGGGAGUUGGACCAUGAGCUUUUGCAAACAGCAUUUCAACGUGGACACUUCCCAGGAGUUCUUCCAGGAAGAUUGAUCUUCUCACCUUUCAAAAUAAGAGCACCCCUCAAGCACCAGCAGAAAGCAGAUGCAAUGUUUUUUCCCCCAUCAAGGAAAGCGUUAGGUGGUGUAGAUGGUUUGCCAUCUAAAUUCUGCGGGCGUGAACUGAAUUAUUGUUUUCAGAGGUUUCUAAUCCUGAAUGUAGAACAAGAAGUUUUAAAUCCAUAGCCAUAAAGUGGUAUUGGCAAGUGUCAAGCGUAGACAUCCACUGAGUCUUAGAAAAGAACAGGGAAAAAAAAUGAAGAGAUUUCUUAUGAAGUGCCUUGUACAAUGUAUUAAAAAACCUCUUCUGCCAGCAAUUGCCUCUGUAAGCCCUUGCUUGUGCCCUGGUCCUGCAAUAUGCAAUGCACGGGGGGAACACCCUCUAUAAACACCCACCCAAAACCUCCUCAAAUUCACAGAGAGGUCUUCCUGUGUCUGGCAUAUUGUACUGCAGGGCUGUGUCUUGUAAAACAAUCUUCUUUCCCUGAGCUUAGUACCAAAGAUAACUCUAGCCACGCAGCUUUAGCACAAGAAUAAACACUGGGGUAUUUUUAUACAUAUUUGUACGUAAUGUAACUCUUCUGUACAUAGGUUUCUAUGUGGUUUUAUAUUUGUAAAUUAUGCUCUGGAGCUGUACUUAUUUAUAAUGUGUUUUAAACUUUGUUAAAGUUUAUUUUACUUUGUUUCCCCCCUUUUCGUUGUUUUAUUUGUUUUGAAUUUUUUGUUGGUUUUGUUUUUGUUUUUAGUGUAUUACUGAAACUUUUCAGGCUGAACAGCUGUUGGGAAUAAAAUAUUAACAAUUGUUAGAUAUUG
Messenger RNA from Serinus canaria (Common canary), 2325 nucleotides. It is a transcript of the gene FOXI3, whose product is annotated as forkhead box I3. The transcript is spliced from 2 exons. Gene Ontology annotation, biological process: regulation of transcription by RNA polymerase II; anatomical structure morphogenesis; cell differentiation. The coding region runs from base 109 to 1398 and encodes 429 amino acids. The record is from RefSeq and is a predicted model, not a curated record. Lineage: Eukaryota; Metazoa; Chordata; Aves; Passeriformes; Fringillidae. Gene Ontology annotation, molecular function: DNA-binding transcription factor activity, RNA polymerase II-specific; RNA polymerase II cis-regulatory region sequence-specific DNA binding.